UUUUUAUUCCUGUAUGGCAACAGUGAAAAACCGCAUGGUGAGCAUCGGUGGGUUUGUUUACUGUUAUAUGAAUUGUUCACACAUUUUUACUAUUGUGUUCUAUUUCGCUGCGAUAUACUAAUUAGGUAUUUUUAGUGCAUUUUCUUAAUUCAAAAUGGCGGAAUUGGUCCAACUACGGUUGGAAUAUGAAGUUCCUGAAUUAGAAGAAAUGAAACGUGUGGGUUUGUUUAGCUUGUCUGAAAUAAGGAAAAUUGUAAAAAAGAGAGAAGCUUUCGAAUACAAACUGCGUCGAAACAAGAAGAGAAAAGAAGACUUUCUUCAGUAUAUUAAGUUUGAAAUGGCUCUUUUGAUGUUAAUUUCAAAGAAGAGAGAAAGGCUUAUGAUAGAAUCUAAAAAGAAAGAAAUUGAUAAUGCUAUUGCACAAAAAGUCAACCGUUUAUUUAAGAGAGCCAUUUCUUAUUUUCCAGAAGAUGAAAAAUUAUGGCUAGAUCAGAUCCAAUAUUGUAUAAAAAUGAAAUGGCAUGAUUCUGUUAAUGCUUUAUACACCAGAAUGCUGCAAGUACACAGCAGAUCUCCCGAGUUGUGGGUGAUGGCUGCUAAAUGGGAAAUAGAGGAUAAUAAUUCUCCUGAAAAUGCUCGAAAAUUAUUGCAGAGAGCUGUGCUGAUGAAUCCCAAAUCAGAACUUAUUUGGCGAGAGUAUUUCAGAAUGGAAUUGAUGUAUAUAGAUUUGAUUCAGAAGCGCCGAGAAGUACUACAGUUACACAAGAUGAAGGAUCUGGAAACCAAUGAACAUGAUGCUGUUUUAGAUGGAAGCAUUGUUAAUGUUGUAUAUGAAAAUGCAGUUGAAGCAAUUGAAG
Molecule: messenger RNA, 857 nt
Organism: Stegodyphus dumicola
Lineage: Eukaryota; Metazoa; Arthropoda; Arachnida; Araneae; Eresidae
Product: U3 small nucleolar RNA-associated protein 6 homolog
Biological process (GO): maturation of SSU-rRNA from tricistronic rRNA transcript (SSU-rRNA, 5.8S rRNA, LSU-rRNA)
Cellular component (GO): small-subunit processome; Pwp2p-containing subcomplex of 90S preribosome
Molecular function (GO): protein binding; snoRNA binding
Source: RefSeq, a predicted model, not a curated record